Coccidioides immitis RS is the source of this 688-nucleotide messenger RNA. Its product is annotated as succinate dehydrogenase, cytochrome b556 subunit. Gene Ontology annotation, biological process: tricarboxylic acid cycle; mitochondrial electron transport, succinate to ubiquinone. The record is from RefSeq and is a predicted model, not a curated record. Gene Ontology annotation, cellular component: membrane. The transcript has 2 exons. Bases 1 to 561 code for a protein of 186 amino acids. Gene Ontology annotation, molecular function: electron transfer activity; succinate dehydrogenase activity. NCBI's taxonomy places the organism in Eukaryota, Fungi, Ascomycota, Eurotiomycetes, Onygenales, Onygenaceae.
AUGCUCGUCGAGCUAACAAGUCCUCGUGUAGCGGCCGCCCAGAACCCAACCGCUUUCAGAUCCUCUUUCGCUAGACUUGCGAGCCCUGCAGCGAUUGCGGUUGGUCAGAUUAGACCGGCAACAUCCACAUCUACAUCAUCCACCGAAACCGUCGAUCCUACCCAAAUCCUUGCCCAACAACGUCUUAACCGCCCCGUUUCUCCUCACCUUACCAUCUACCGACCCCAGAUUUCCUGGUACCUAUCUGCUCUCAAUCGUAUCACCGGUUCGGUUCUCUCUGGCGGUCUAUACGUUUUCGCCACCGCAUAUCUCGUUGCUCCUGCCAUUGGCUGGCAUUUAGAAUCCGCAUCACUCGCUGCUGCUUUUGGCGCCCUCCCCCUCGCUGCGAAGUUCGCGAUUAAGCUCGGUGUUGCCAUGCCAUUCACCUUCCACUGCAUGAACGGUGUUAGACAUCUGAUCUGGGAUUUGGGAAAGAAAUUGAGUAACAAGGAAGUUAUCGCUACUGGUUGGACUGUUGUUGGGCUGAGUAUGGCCAGUGCCUUUGCCUUGGCUCUGAUCUGAGUGUGAUAUCUGUUUAUAUCUGUAGUUUAUUUCCUGUGAAUAUAUAAGUUGCUUACCACUUUUGUGCAGUUCACGUUUGUCAACAGGUUAAUGGCAUUCUAGUAGCUGUAAUGUCAAUUCAAGUCGG